Messenger RNA from Pneumocystis carinii B80, 1026 nucleotides. RefSeq lists its product as hypothetical. The transcript is spliced from 7 exons. The coding region runs from base 47 to 982 and encodes 311 amino acids. Gene Ontology annotation, biological process: signal transduction. Gene Ontology annotation, cellular component: nucleotide-activated protein kinase complex; cytoplasm; nucleus. Gene Ontology annotation, molecular function: protein kinase binding. Lineage: Eukaryota; Fungi; Ascomycota; Pneumocystomycetes; Pneumocystales; Pneumocystaceae. The record is from RefSeq and is a predicted model, not a curated record.
AAAGAGCUAUUUAAAGAGGUUUUUUGAAGGAAAUUUUUAUUAAAUCAUGGGGAAUAGUUAUUCCCAAGAGAAUUUGAGUCAUGCUAAGGACCCAUUAUUUCACAGUUUAAAUGAUAAAAAUGAAAAUUUUUCAGAGGAAUUAUUUAAGAAAGAUAUUACUCCUCAAAAAAACCGGAAUUCAGAUGUAGAAGAGUCAUCAUCUAGCGUUAAUUCAGAGACUGAUAGAGAACCUCUUAAUCUUGAUUCUUUAAAUGAUUUAAACAAGACAAUAAUUGAGGAUAAAGGACAUACCGUUCAAGAUAGUUCGAUUAUAUCGCCUAUUUCUGAAAAUAUUGAACAUGAACUUAAGCAGCAGAAUAGAGAAAAAUCGAUUCCUGUUUUUUUACAUUGGAAAGGUGAUCAUCAGAAUGUAUAUGUGACAGGAACAUUUACGGGCUGGGGAAAGAAAAUACCUUUAAAUAAGAGCGUAAAUGAUUUUACGGUGUUGAUUCAUCUUCCAAAAGGAACACAUAGAUUCAAGUUUUUAGUUGAUAACGAAUGGAAAUGUUCAGAUGAAUUAGCUACAGCUACAGAUUCUUCUGGAAAUCUUGUUAAUUAUAUAGAAGUCAAUGAUGCAUGUUUGUCAUCUAUGUUUCAAGCUGAUAAGCAAGCGUCUUUAACUGAACACCGUGCUACUAAGCCAGUAGAAACUUAUACAAAUAGGAUUCCAGCCCUAUAUGAUGAAGUAUUAGAAAAUAAUACAUAUCGAAUUUUCCAAGAAACGAGUGUACCACCUUCACUUCCGCCUCAUUUAGAAAAAGUGAUUUUAAAUUCUAAUUCGACUAUGAAGGAUGACCAAAGUGUUCUCCCAAAUCCAAAUCAUGUAGUUUUAAAUCAUUUGGCGGCAAGUUCAAUCCGUAAUGGUGUUUUUGCUGUGAGUGUAACAACAAGAUUUCGACAUAAAUAUGUUACAACAAUUUUAUAUAAAUCUAUCAACGUAUGAUGUUUCCAAACUAUGUUAUUUUUCAUGUUUUAUCAAUAAUUCUG